Messenger RNA from Seriola aureovittata, 1870 nucleotides. RefSeq lists its product as uncharacterized. The record is from RefSeq and is a predicted model, not a curated record. Gene Ontology annotation, molecular function: nucleic acid binding. Gene Ontology annotation, biological process: DNA integration. The coding region runs from base 198 to 1499 and encodes 433 amino acids. The transcript is spliced from 8 exons. NCBI's taxonomy places the organism in Eukaryota, Metazoa, Chordata, Actinopteri, Carangiformes, Carangidae.
CAACAGUAGAAGAAGACGCAGAGCACAACUCACGCUUUGUGUCUUCAUCCUGUUUGUGAUUUUGUUGUGGAUUUGUCUUCGUUACCAGCAGCAGCAGCAGCGCUGUUUCUAAAUAUGCCGAUUGGUAUUCAGCAUAUUUAUGUUUAUCGAGGUGUGUAAUUGCUCUUAUUUGUGCUAAUUUUUAAGUCUGAGCUGAAAUGUUAAGCGUGGAGUCGUUGCAAGUUGCUGAGGAGGAGGUGGUUGAAUCCAGCUCCAAUAAACUCGGUGACAUUUACACUUUAGUGGCUAAAGGCUGUUUGCCCCAGACGAUGAAUCCUUUACGAAAGAAGAAUCUCAAAAGAUACGCCCAGAAGUUUAUCGUUGACGAGGGCAAGUUGUACUAUGUGGGACCCAAGAAAGAGGAGAAGAGGGAGGUGGUGAUUGAGGCUGAGAGGAAGAGGCAGAUUUUUCUUGACUGCCACUUCAACGACAUCGGCCAUCACCUGGGCCAAAAGAAGACUGUCCACAGAAUCCAGAGCAAGUACUACUGGCUUGGGAUCAUCAAGGAUGUAGUGGAUUGGAUUAAAGUGUGUGAGACCUGUCAGAACACAGAGAGGAAUAAAAACCUGGCAAGGACGGUUCGGCCUAUAAAAGUGGACACACCUUGGGAUAUUGUUGGGAUUGACAUUAUAGGACCAUUUCCAGAGACACAGCAAGGCAACACUCAUGUUACAGUCCUCAUCGAUUACCUCAGUAAAUGGCCAGAAGCAUUUCCAGUGCAAAAGACAGAUGCUUUCUCUGUUGCAAGAUGCAUUUCCAAAUGUAUAUACAGGUUUGGUGCCCCUAAAACAAUAGUGUGCAUGCAGAAUGCUGACUUCUGUGAUGAGGUUACGAAGCUGCUGUGCGACAGGUGGAGCAUCGUGCAGAAGGUGUCUCCUCUGGAUCAACCUCAGCUCAACCCGCUCCACGACUGCACGAGUCCUUUACUGAAGGAAGCUGUUGUGCAGAUGGUAACAGAGAAGCAGGCGGAAUGGGACGACUUUCUGGACCCUGUGCUGUUUUUGUUCAGGACGUCCACCAACCCUACGACCAAGUUCACCCCUUACUCCCUCAUGUUCAACAGGAAAGCUAAUUUACCUAAUGAGACUACACUGAGCCUGCUGAAUUAUGACGAACAAGAGCAGGAUAUGUAUUCCACAAAGGAGGAGGCCUCUACAUAUAUGACAAUAAUGCAAGAGCAACAGAACUCCAUUAAGCAGCUGGUGCUAGCCAAUAUGAAUGCAGCGUACAAACAAGAGAAGAAGAAGAACGCCAAACGCAGGGCACAUAACAUGCCCUCAAUGACCUUUAAAAUUGCAGACCCUCUGUUCGGUGCUGGAGACUCGCCCUCACCCAAAAAACUGAAAGAGAGUUUAUAUUUGUCUUUUCCUGUUGACACGGUGCUUUCCACUGAGCAAAACAGCGCCGAAGACAUAAAGACUGAGUUAGCAUAUCACUUACCUGAGUCUGACGUCCACUGAGAGGAACAGUUUGAAAAUACUGGAGAGUAGAGAUCCCAUCAGAGCACGACUGCAUGUCAUCAUGAGCUGCCUGAAGUCUUGGACCGAAGAUGGAAAUCCUGAUGAAUGUGAUGAUGAGUGCUACUACAGUUGAAGACACUGCGGGUUGAUGUGUCACUUGUAGAUGAAUCUCACACUUAGAAACAGAAUUCGCUGGCCAAAGAACCGGAAGGAAGCGUUGACCCUAAAGAAUUGUUGAGCUUUUUCCUCCCAAUUCCCAACAAAAAAGUGUUUCCCAUGAAAAUGAUGUGAACUUAAUUGUUUUCACUUUGUCGUACAACAUGUUCUUACACUGCAGUGCUUUAAAAUAAAGGUAUUGUUUUAUUUGUGAA